UCUAUUUAACCGAAAAACAAGAAACUUGAACAAGAUCGAGCUGUUUCAUGUCUUUUGAAGUGAAAACUUGAAAGAUAAAGGCUUAACACCCAGAUUAACACUUCCAUGCAGUGUGCUAAUAAAUACAAGACCCAAAGCUACUGGGACGAGAGGUACACGAGUGAAGAAAGUUAUGACUGGUUCUGUGAUCUCCAAGCAUUGGACAGUCAGAUCCAUGAUCUGCUAAAACCAACAGACAACAUCCUAGUAUUGGGAUGUGGAAACAGCACACUCAGCAGUUCACUGUACGACAAAGGCUAUCACAAUAUCCACAACAUUGAUUUCUCUCCUAUCGUAAUUGAUGGAAUGAAGAGGAAGCAUGUUUCAUUAGUCGACAUGACCUGGCAUGUGAUGGACAUGCUAGAUUUGAAAUUUGAUAAUGAGACGUUCGAUGUCGUACUGGACAAGGGUAGUAUUGAUGCACUACAAGUGGACCAGGGGGACGUCUGGGACCCUCGACCAGAGGUCAAAGUACAACUGGAAAAAGCUCUAUCAGAGGUAAGCCGAGUGCUGAAAGUGGGCGGUCAGCUUCUCUCCAUCACGUUCUCUCAGCCCCAUUUUAGAGGCAGGCUGCUCUACCAACCGCACACAUUUUGCUGGAACGUACGACACUCCGAGUUUGGGACUGCCUUUCACUACUUUAUGUACUCUGCCACCAAGAGGAGGUCGGCCGAGGAGGUGAUCGUGAGGCAACAGGAAAACUAUGAAUUCAAUAACUUGUAUUCUAGUCCGGCUGCAGUGGCUUGCUUAGACUACGAUGAUAAAGAUGAUAAGUUUUUGUGCAAUAUUGGUGAUGUUUUUGGAGUGGAAUUAUGAUAGACUUUUAUUAUGAA
Molecule: messenger RNA, 872 nt
Organism: Halichondria panicea
Lineage: Eukaryota; Metazoa; Porifera; Demospongiae; Suberitida; Halichondriidae
Product: EEF1A lysine methyltransferase 4-like
Exons: 2
Coding region: 106-855 (249 amino acids)
Molecular function (GO): S-adenosylmethionine-dependent methyltransferase activity
Source: RefSeq, a predicted model, not a curated record